Molecule: messenger RNA, 6982 nt
Organism: Hydractinia symbiolongicarpus
Lineage: Eukaryota; Metazoa; Cnidaria; Hydrozoa; Anthoathecata; Hydractiniidae
Exons: 1
Coding region: 556-6339 (1927 amino acids)
Biological process (GO): DNA integration
Molecular function (GO): nucleic acid binding
Source: RefSeq, a predicted model, not a curated record
CGUUUGUGCUCUGCUGGAGUUCGCUCUGCGGUGGAGUACGAGAUGCAUUAUAUUCGUUAGUUUUGUGUUGUGAUGUCCCGUGUUAAUUAUGUAAAAGAAUGAUUGUAAUUUUGGUACUAUUUUUAGUUAAAUUUUCCCCUUGAGUCUGUUUUGUUUUGCACAUCUUGCACAUCCUUUUUCUGUGCUAGCAGUCUUCAGCAUAUAGCGACAAGGUCGGACAUAAACUUCAGGAAUACAUUCGCUGUUGAGUGAAUCAGUAAUUUAUAUUCGCAUAUCACAGGAGUUGUCCUGUAUCUCAGUUACAUUAUCAGUUGUUUUCUCUCAUUUGUAGUUGGCUUGGCUUACGCCACUAUAUUUCUAGUAAGUGUUUAUUUCUUAUUAUAUUUUAUGUCAUCUUACAUGUGUAAUUUGUUGCUUAAACUUCGCCUUGUAUUCUGUUUGUUUAGCGAGUAAGAUUAUUAACUACUCCGUUGGAAUCGUGUCUAUAAUUUCCAAGCACCUACAAAAGUAGAAAUAUAUGUAACACUGGAUUCGUUGGAAUCGCUAUUUAAAAGGAUGUCAGUAACGAAAGAGACUCGACCAGAGAUUGAAGCAUCUCCCGUUAAUGAUGACGAAGAAAGAAGAGUUGUCAAACUAACAGAUAAGGGAAGAUCCUUUAAACUUCAGUGUCUGUUAGAAGAACGAGAAAGAAUAUUCAGGCGAUUGAUGAGAAGGUCGUCCGAAAUAGACAACUUAGUGGGCUUCGGGAGCAUAACGACGAUAGAAGAAACGCUAUUAAGAUUCAACGACUUGGUAAAAAAGUUUGAAAAUGUUCACGAACAAUGCGUCCCACUCUUUACUGAUGAAGAGAGGCGCGAUGAUCAAAAUUGGUACGACGACAAAGACGAAAAAAUAUUUGAUUUCAAACAUCGUGCCAUCAACCAAAUUAGAGAGUUGAAAGAAAAGCAAGAAUGUGAAAGUCUGAAAUCGCACGAUAGCCGGAAGGAUAGAGCGUCUAGCAAGUCCCACACAAAGGCGUCAUCCGAAUCGUUUCAAGAACGAUUUAAUAAGAAAGUGGAGAAAACCGAAUGUAUGAGUGAAGGAGAUUUCAGAAAUGAAAGACAAAGAUUUGCUCUGGAAUCGGAAGAGUUAAAAAACUUAGAGGAGGUGUCUCAACUCAAAGCACGUUUGGGUGUCCUGGACCGAAAUCUGAAGCGCGUGCAAAAAUAUCAACGCAGCCAACCAGAUGUAGAGCGGUAUCAACGCAGGAUAGAUGAAGGUAUGAAUUCGAGAGUUGAUGAUGAAAGUAGUAUCUUGUUUAAGUUGUUAAAACUACAAUCUGCACCAGAGGUUGACAUUGAGCCAUUUAAUGGAGACCCACUAAAUUUUAAUUAUUUUAUGGCUAUGUUUAAGGAGGUUGUAGAAUCAAAGGUAGAUGAUCCCAGAGGCAGGUUAACCAGACUUAUAAAGUUUACAAUAGGUGAACCUAGAGAACUUAUUCGACAUUGCAUACAGCACCCCCCUGAGGUUGGUUAUGAAAACGCUAUUGAACUUCUGACAAAAAGGUAUGGGAAUCCCCAUAUUAUUUUAGCUAAUUACAGAAAGGAAAUAAGAGAUUGGCCUCAGUUAAAGUUCAACGACGCAAAAGGGUUCAGAGAUUUUUUCAGUUUCUUAAUAAAGUGCCAGAGCAUUGUAAUUGGGAGGGACUGGAAUGUGUUGGAUACCCCUGAUACCAUAUGUGCUCUCGUUUCCAAGUUGCCAGGUUCUUUGACGGAUCGUUGGAACCGCAAGGUUAUGAUAAAACGUCAUAAGCACCUUUCAGAACCUAGUUUAGAGGAUUUCAUUGACUUUAUUGAGCAGGAGUCUACCUUGAUAAAUGAUCCGCUAUUUUCAAGGAACGCACUUAAGCAGUUUACUAACACAAAGGAAAAGUUACCUGAUAAGAGGAAAUCUUACAAAAGCUUUGCUAUGAAUACCAACUAUAGAUCGUCAAAUGACAUUAAAAAGCUGUGCCCUGCUUGUUCUGCUAAGCAUGAUUUAGAUGACUGUAAACUGUUUCUGAGUUAUACCAUAGAGGACAGAAGCAAAUUUCUUGGACGAAAAAGAUUAUGCUAUGGCUGUUACGAUCCAAUAACCGACGAACACAACGCAAAAUCCUGUCCACAUCGACGCAAAUGUACCAUUUGUAAAGGAAACCAUCCUACUGGCUUGCAUGGCUUUAGAUUUAGGAAAAGAAGUGACUCCAAGGAUAAGGAAGAAAACAAAGAAAGCACCGAAGAGAAGGAAUCUGUUAAGAUCAAUGUCACUGGAUUGUCAAAAUCAUGCAAUUCUUUAAACGUUGGUGAAGUUAUCAGUCUUUGCAUAGUGCCAGUAAAGGUAUCACAUAAAUCUACUGGUAAGAGUGUGACUACCUUAGCCAUGCUGGAUAAUUGCAGCCAAGCUUCGUUUGUAACGACAGAUCUAGUCAAGAGAUUGGACGUCAGUGGUGCUGAAACAUCAUUAGCCAUUAAAACAAUUAACGGAACAGAAACUGUUAAAUCUGAGGCAAUAGAAGAUUUGAUAAUUGAAGGCAUUAGCACACAAUUUGAAAAUAUCCCGUUCAUGUUACCCAAGGCAUACACAAGAAGAGAACUGCCCGUAGAUAAGGAUGAUAUAGCAACUACCGAUAAGUUAUCUCAAUGGAAAUACUUGGAACCGGUUUAUCCACACUUUAGAAUCCAGAAGUUUGAUGUUGACUUGUUGAUUGGCGCAAAUUGUGCAAAGGCACUUGAACCAGUGGAUGUGCUGCCCAGUCAAGAUGGUGGCCCAUAUGCAUACCGAACCAUUCUUGGAUGGUGCAUUGUAGGACCAAUCAAGUCAGAAGGUAAAAAUAAUUAUUCUAUCAAAUCUUGUCAUAAAAUUGCUGUGAACGACAUAGGAAACAACGGAAUUGCUAAGCAUCAUUUUGAAUCAAAAAGUAGUGUGAAAGAAACUCAUAUUAGUAACAUGCUUGAAAAGUUGUACCUUUCAGAUUUUACGGAGGCAAGAUUGUCGCCUCGCAGCAACAUAGAAUUUAAUCUAGAAGAAAUGUCAAUAGAAGAUAAAACAUUUCUAACCAUAAUGGAGUCAAAAGCAGGCAAGGUUGGAAGUCAUUAUGAACUGCCUUUGCCAUUCCGAAACAAAGACUUGUUGAUGCCUGACAACAGAAACGUUGUGCUGAGAAGACUGAUGCAUUUAAAGGAAAGAUUUAUACGAAAUCCGAAAUUCCUAGCUGAAUACCAAAGUUUCAUGAAGAACAUCAUAGAUAAAGGUUAUGCAAGAAAAGCCGUGCUACCUGCAUCUCCUGGGAAGUCUUGGUAUAUCCCCCAUCAUGCAGUUUAUAAUGAAAAGAAGAAUAAGAUCAGAGUAGUCUUCGAUUGUGGAGCAGAAUACCAUGGUAGAUCAUUAAACAAGGAAUUGAUCCCUGGACCAGACUUUACCAACCAUCUUAUAGGUGUGCUUAACAGAUUUAGAGAAGGAACCAUAGCAGUCAUGGCUGACAUCGAAUCUAUGUACUUCCAGGUGUUUGUAACGGAACACCAAAGAUCGUUUCAGAGAAUUCUUUGGUGGGACAAAAGCGAUAAAGAAAUGACCAAACCGGUCGAAUACGAAAUGAAUGUCCACAUCUUUGGAGCGACUUCGUCUGCGAGUUGUAGCAAUUAUGCCUUGAAGAAAACUGCCUUAGAUAAUCAAGGCAAAUUUGGAACUGAUGCAGCGGAAACGUUAUUGAAGAAUUUUUAUGUCGAUGACAUGCUGAAGUCAAAAGAUAAUCUUGGUGAGACCAUUUCGUUAAUGAAAAACGUCACUUCUAUGUGUAAGGCGGGAGGUUUUAGGUUAACAAAAUUUGUCAGCAAUAAUAAAGAAGUGUUAUUGUCUAUACCUGAAGAUGAUCGGAAAACGGGGUUUACUGAUUGUGAAUUAUUGUCUGGAGAUACGGAUCUGCCGUCCGAUAGUACGUUAGGUAUCACAUGGGAUAUCGAAAUGGAUUGCUUCAAAUUUAAGAUCGAACUGAAAAAGACGCCCUACAGCAGAAGAGGUAUGCUUUCUAUGUUAAGCACGUUGUACGAUCCUUUGGGAUUUUUAGCUCCAUUUCUAGUCAGAGGAAAAAUAAUCCUUCAAGAACUGUGCAGCAUGAGCCUAAAUUGGGAUGACCCAGUUCCUGAAGACAAUUGUAAUGACUGGAACAGAUGGAAAGACUGUAUCCAGCCUCUUGAAGGAUUUAGAAUACCGCGAUGCUUCAAGCCCAAAAAAUUUGGUAAGAUUGUUCAUUCCUCGAUCCACUACUUUUCUGAUGCAUCAGAGUUUGCAUAUGGCCAAGCUACGUACCUAAGAAUAGUAAAUGAAAGUGGCAGAGUACAUGUUUGCUUGGUUAUGGGUAAGGCAAGAGUCGCUCCUUUGAAAUUCGUAUCUAUGCCUCGAUUAGAAUUAACAGCAGCUACUUUGUCUGUUAAGAUAGCUUCUUUGUUGAGACAAGAAUUGCGACUACUAUGUAUUAAUGAAUAUUUUUGGACUGAUAGUCAAGUCGUCUUAGGAUAUCUAAAGAAUCAAACGAAAAGAUUCAAAGUUUUUGUGGCUAAUAGAAUCGAGAUUAUCAGAAGCAACAGCAAAAUCGACGACUGGAAUUAUGUACCGUCGAACGAAAAUCCGGCUGACAUAGCGUCAAGAGGAUCAGAUGCUUCGAAAGACAAACAAGUUAAAAUGUGGUUUAGAGGACCAGAGUUUUUGUGGAAUGAUCAGUCUAGUUGGAAACUAUCCAAACACGCCGCAGAAGUAGACGAAAACGACCCGGAGGUUAAGAAAGUGAAAGUAAACGCUUGCCUAGUCACAAAUGAUCUGAUGAGCACGCUUGAAGAACGCAUGUCUUGCUGGAAGAAAAUAAAGCGUGUAAUGGCGUGGAUCCUUCUGUUUGCAGAUAGAAUCAAAACGAUAAAACCCGGCGAUGCAUCCACGAAAGGUAUCAUCGACGUAGAACGAUUAAAAUGCGCUGAAAGAAAAAUCAUGCAACUGACUCAAGAAAAAUAUUUCGAAACGGAAUUGCGAAAUUUGUUGUCUGGGAAAAUCAAUGUUAAAAACAAAUUGUCGAAACUUAAUCCCUUUGUUGAUUCACAAGGCCUGUUAAGAGUAGGAGGAAGAAUCGAACGAUCUGGGCUAGAUAAAGAACAUGUGCAUCCUAUCAUCAUGCCGAAAGAUAGCCAGACAUCCAUGUUGAUUAUUCGAUAUUGCCAUCAGAACGUCGCACAUGCGGGCAGAGGAAUAACCAUCAACAAAGUACGAAGUUAUGGGAUUUGGAUCGUGAAUAUAAAUGCUUUAACACGAAAGGUCAUUCAUAAGUGCACCAUAUGUAGGAGUUUAAGAGGACGUGCUGGAGAGCAAAAGAUGGCCGAUUUGCCAAAAGAAAGGUUCAACGAAGCACCACCAUUCAGUUAUUGCGGAUUAGAUUGUUUUGGUCCAUUCUUGAUCAAGGUAAGGAGAAGCGAGAUGAAAAGGUAUGGUGUAUUGUUUACAUGUUUGUCUAGCAGAGCUGUACACAUUGAAAUCGCAAGCAGUUUAGAAACUGAUACGUUUAUUUUGGCCCUUCGUCGCUUUGUUGGCAGAAGAGGAAACGUAAGGUAUCUAAGAUCUGAUAAUGGGAGUAACUUCGUUGGAAGUGAUAAUGAAUUAAAACGAGCUUUUUUAGAAAUGGAUCAUGAAAAAAUCAAGUUUUUUCUAAACGAGUUAAACGCUGAUUGGAUAUGGAACUUCAAUCCACCAGCAGCCAGUCACAUGGGAGGAGUCUGGGAGAGGCAGAUAAGAUCAGCCAGACAAAUUCUAACCUCAUUGCUAAAGACCCACGGUUCAAGUUUAGAUGAUGAAUCAUUAAACACCCUCCUCAUUGAAACGGAAGCCAUAUUAAACUCAAGACCCCUAACAGUCGAUACCCUCAGUGACGCGAAUAGCUUCAUACCAAUAUCUCCAUCAAAUAUCUUGACAAUGAAGUCAGAUGUCGUGUGGCCACCACCGGGAGAAUUUCCGAAACCUGAUGUUUAUUCGAGGAAAAGAUGGCGUAGAGUUCAACACAUAGCAAAUGAAUUCUGGAUUAGAUGGAGAAAGGAAUUUCUUUCAACCCUUCAGGAACGUCGACGUUGGAACACGAUUAAACGUAAUUUUGAGGUUGGAGACAUCGUCAUAUUAAAAGACUCAACCAUGUUUACGGUUCGAAAUCGAUGGCCGUUAGCAAGAAUUGUGAGCGUCGUGUCAGAUAAGCAUGGAAUAGUGAGAAUUGUGAACAUUCGAAUGAGCGGAUCUCGAGUCGUAAUGCAACGGCCGAUAUCAAAAGUAGUUUUGCUUCUGGAAAACGAAUAGUCCGAUUCCCGACGAGGAGCCAUUAGGUCAUGUUGUAUGCACGAACAUGAGAGGAGCCAUGUGUUCCUGCCGUAUUGAAAUUUAUAUUUAUUAUGUAAUUUGUGUUGUCCUUGUGUUGUCCCGUUUGUGCUCUGCUGGAGUUCGCUCUGCGGUGGAGUACGAGAUGCAUUAUAUUCGUUAGUUUUGUGUUGUGAUGUCCCGUGUUAAUUAUGUAAAAGAAUGAUUGUAAUUUUGGUACUAUUUUUAGUUAAAUUUUCCCCUUGAGUCUGUUUUGUUUUGCACAUCUUGCACAUCCUUUUUCUGUGCUAGCAGUCUUCAGCAUAUAGCGACAAGGUCGGACAUAAACUUCAGGAAUACAUUCGCUGUUGAGUGAAUCAGUAAUUUAUAUUCGCAUAUCACAGGAGUUGUCCUGUAUCUCAGUUACAUUAUCAGUUGUUUUCUCUCAUUUGUAGUUGGCUUGGCUUACGCCACUAUAUUUCUAGUAAGUGUUUAUUUCUUAUUAUAUUUUAUGUCAUCUUACAUGUGUAAUUUGUUGCUUAAACUUCGCCUUGUAUUCUGUUUGUUUAGCGAGUAAGAUUAUUAACUACUCCGUUGGAAUCGUGUCUAUAAUUUCCAAGCACCUACAUGGGGUUUGCGAUUAAGG